UGAAGUAGUCGCCAGCGCAGUAUUGGGCGGGAAAUUGUAACGUCAACUUCUCGAUAAUAGUGUUGUGCAGUAUUUAAGAGUUGAAUAAUCGAGAGAUCGUUGUUACAGUGAAGUAGAUAAUAAUAUUAAUUUUAUUUAAAAUGUGGCGGCGACUGAUAUUCGUUUUGCCAUUAGUAUUAUCAGUAUCAUCAAUCAAAGUCCCAGUAGACAAUGCAGACCCCACCGACGCUCCCAGUACUCCAGAAGCGACAAAAAAUACUCCAGUGUACUACAUAUCAGACGACGCUAAUGUCGACAGCUACCUAAUCCCUCCUGACCCACACAAAGCAGAAGAUUCACCCGAAGGGACAGGCGGCCCGCCUACAUUCUUGAUACCACCCUCAAAAGACAGCCAGCCUGGUUACUUCGUGCCCAAAGCAUCGGCAGACAUUCAAAGUGAUUGGUUACCCAUUCUACAAGCCCAAACACAAACCCAAACUAAACGCAAUGUUCAAUACCAAAGACUACCCCUGGAAACAAUCCCUAUAUUUUUCAACGGUAACCAAGGUGUAGCGGCGCCCCUAUCUUUACCUCCCGUACCUUCAACACGACUUGAACCGCCUUCAGUCGACGCUGUAAACGAGUUCUUCAUUGAUGUUCCCGAGGAGGAAGAAGUGCAUGUGGAUGAAAAUAAUGAGCCUAUUCAAGCACCAGACUAUAAUGUACGCCCUCAAAAUGAGAAUGAACCACCCUCAAAUCUGCAACUUGAUCCAGCAGAACCAACUCUCGCCUUACAUUUAACGCCGCCUAAACCACAAUCAUUGAACGCUCCAACAAAAUUGUUCCCAAAGAAAUACACUGGUGGUUUCAAACCCGUCCCGAUACCUCUCACUCAGUACGCUGAAACCGCACCAGAAGUACCGAAAGCGAAGCCUGCGAAAUACUUUAAACCGCAAUCGAAUGCCGAGGUACAACAAUACACGCCGACUGACGACGAGAAGAAAUUGUAUCAUUUCAAAAAAGCCGAGCAUCAAAGAAAACUGAAAGGAGAAGAAGCCUUAAAGCAACAGCAAUCAGCUGAUGGGGUGUCAGAGGAAACAUAUGGCGAGCCUACUUCGGCGGAACAAGAAACUUCGGAAACUAACUUAAGAUACCCCGGACACAACGUGUACCACGUACCUGACCACGUACAUCACGGGGCCCCGGGUCCUCUCCGUCAUGGGCCUCGACCUGCUCCCCUGCGUCAGGCCCCUCCACCGAGCCCCCCACAAGACGUGGGUCCUGCUGCACCAGCUCCCGAUGGCAGAACAGAGUUCAGGAUGCACGGCAUGAAGGGACCACAUAGCUAUCAGUUCGGUUACGAUACAGGCAAAGGCAAAAACCGCCAAUUCCGGUACGAGGAGCGAGACAACGAUGGAUUGGUAAAGGGCCACUAUGGUUACGUGGACAGGUCCGGCAAACUCCGAGUGGUCAACUAUAGUGCGCAUCCCGAGUACGGUUUCCGUGCUGAAGAACCAGUAGAAAAACAGCCAUGAAUGUAGAACGCAUUAUAACACGUGGUUGUAGCGCAGGGGUCAUAAUACCUUGGUCAUGUUUCAUUCAUUAGAUUUUCGACUUAUUUACAAGUCAGAUAAGGCUGAAUAUCUAUUGAAGAAACUACAUAGUUAUUGCGUUUUCUAAUAACCCAUUCUAAUAGCAUCCCGUUCGCUCCUUUAAAUGUUCAAUUUCAAAGGCCAAGAUGUAUUGGUCUAACUACAAUUUACUUUAUCGGGUUCUUUAGCAUUGAUAGUAUUGUCUAAUCUUUACGACCUCUGAAGUUCAAAUGGUGUAAAUAUAUUU
Messenger RNA from Spodoptera litura, 1818 nucleotides. RefSeq lists its product as uncharacterized. Gene Ontology annotation, cellular component: chitin-based extracellular matrix. The record is from RefSeq and is a predicted model, not a curated record. Gene Ontology annotation, molecular function: structural constituent of chitin-based larval cuticle. Lineage: Eukaryota; Metazoa; Arthropoda; Insecta; Lepidoptera; Noctuidae.